UGUACAAUCAGAAUUAACUUGCAGCAAAUGGACAUGGUUUCAAAGCUUCAGCACUUGGGAGUUCGGACAGCAACCUUGAAGACAGCUGAGCCGGUUUUUUGUGCUUUCCUUUAAAAUGCACUACUUUUCAAGUGACCAGUUUAUGAAACUACUACGUAUUCUCAGUAUAUGAGCCUUAUCGAAUGCAUCUUGUGAAAACGGAGUUGGAAAAUUACGUGAAAUCUAAACUGACAAAUAACUGCAGUGGGGGGACGCUGGGCAUUCAGGGGAGGCGAUAGUAAGUCAAGACUAAACGACAUGCUCAGCCUUAGAAUCCAGAGUUACUGUAGUACCCUGUGGAAAUCUCAAGUGUCUGAUGACAGAGGGAAGGAACAACUUCAUGCGUUAGGGAAAUAACCACAACCUACGCAUCGUCAAGCAGCAAAAUAUUAAUGUAAGGAUGCAGAGGAACUUUUCCCACCUGAUGCCAAUGGAGCUGCAUGCAUCACCGAACUCCUCCAACAGUUCUAACCCCACUCCAGUGGGCAAAUGGGAGGCGCCGACCUUCACACGGGCAGCCCUGUUCCGGGUGGGAGCCACGCUGGUGCUCUUUCUGUUUGCCGCCGUCAGUAACUUGGCCGUGCUGAUCAGCGUGGUCCAGGGCCGCGGCCGGAGACUGGCAGCUCACCUGCGACCGCUCAUCAUGAGCCUGGCGGUGGCCGACUUGAUGAUGACUUUCAUCGUCAUGCCCCUGGAUAUGGUGUGGAACAUCACGGUGCAGUGGUACGCCGGGGACGCCAUGUGCAAGCUGCUCUGCUUCCUCAAGCUCUUCGCCAUGCACUCGUCCGCCUUCAUCCUGGUGGUCAUCAGCCUGGACCGUCACCAUGCCAUCCUGCACCCGCUUGACUCUGUUGAUGCUAAACGCAGGAACAAGAAAAUGCUGAUGCUGGCCUGGGCUCUCAGCCUGCUGCUGGCAUCCCCACAGCUCUUUAUCUUCAGGGCAAUCAAGGCUGAGGGUGUAGACUUCACUCAGUGCAUCACCCAUGGUAGCUUCCGGCAACGCUGGCACGAGACCGUCUACAACAUGUUUCAUUUCGUCACGCUCUACGUCAUCCCCCUGCUGGUCAUGACCUGCUGCUACAUCCGAAUCCUGGUUGAGAUCAACAGACAGAUCCACAAGCGCAAAGAUAGAGAUUUGCAUUUAAGAUGUAGUGGAACAGAUAUGAUCCCCAAAGCACGCAUGAAGACCCUGAAGAUGACCAUCAUCAUUGUUUUAUCUUUUGUGGUGUGCUGGACGCCCUACUAUCUUCUGGGAAUUUGGUACUGGUUCCAGCCGCAGAUGCUGCAAGUGACGCCUGAGUAUGUCCACCACAUCCUCUUUGUGUUUGGCAACCUCAACACAUGCUGUGAUCCCGUCAUCUACGGAUUCUAUACCCCGUCCUUCCGUGCUGACCUUGCUGGCUGCUGGUGUUGCCGUUCCCGCGACUCCUCCCCCAGGUCCUUGGACCGCCUUUCUGGUCGGCCAAGGCACUACAGUGUUGGGCCGGACUCUGAUGCCCCCAGUGGGGACCAGCAGAGAGGCACAGAAGGAUAGAGACCCAGAUAUUAUCUCAGCAUCCCUACUAAAACCAUGACAUAGGCUUCUAUGUGGAGCCCUACAGUAUUUUCCAAACUCCCCACUUGCAGUUUAGUAACCAAAAAAAAAACCAAACUCUUUAUCAGGGGUGAUUCUAGGAUUUUUAAGCUGAGGAGCAUAAGAGGAAUCAUAAUUCAUACAGAGGGACCAACAUUAUUAUUAGCCAAUCAUAUGUUUUGCAUCAGUGAUUGACAGGGGAGGGGGUACUCUGGGGGGCAAUCAGCAUUCAAAUAGAGCUAGUGCCCUUGUGGCCCUACCCUUGUAUAGAGCUAGGGCGCUUGCAUUGCAUUGUGGGAUUGAUCUGCCAUGCUGGUUGGGUACCUCUUGUUGUCCAGGUAGUGGUGCAUUGGUUAUGUCUGUAGCUCUAUUCGGAUUUAUUCGCUAAAAAUGUGAAACUAUGCGACAUUGUAGUGUAGUCAGUUGCAAAAGCCGAUCAUACGACAUGUUAUUAUAUAACAUAAACUGAUAUGUCGAAUAAAUAAUAUCCAAGUUGUAAGAGGGCUGCAAUAUUCUGAGGCAAAUACAUUACUUUGCAUACUUCAGCUUUCUAAAAAAUAUAAAAAAUGCAUGACUGACCACUACUUAAAUACUUCUAAAAUAUCCUAUCUAUCUACAUACAGUGGAAACCAUUUAUAGUGAUCACGUCUGUCUGGGUGAAAUUGAUCACUAUAUGUGGAUGAUCGUCAUAACCGAUUUUUUUCUUCUUCUUUAUGCCUUUAAAAUAUCAGUAGCAUCACCUACCAUAGAUAGCCCUUGGAGUCUAUUUUAUUGAUAUAAACAAAUCAUCAGUGUCACGAUCAGAACAUGGUAACGCAUGCAGUGUCGAUCCAAAAUUCAUUUAUAACUGCCCCAGACCUUACCCCCGCCUGGGCAGCUCGUAGGGGUGGAGGUGGUUUAUGACAGAUAUAUUUUCCUCAUACUGACUCCUCGCUUUGUUGGUAAGCUUUCCUCUGUAUGGCCAUUCUGUGAGCGCGUUCUGCCAGCGUACUUUCUAUGAAUAUUAAUUAUCACUAACAAAAAAAGAAAAGAAAUGACAACUACGGGAUUACUGGUACAUGGGUCGCUGUGUGGAAAUAAUUGAAAAAGUGUCCCACCUGAAUGGCAGAUGUACUCGUGAUGACGUCACGUGCCUAAUCCUAUAUUAUAUAUCGUUGUUCUUAAUGUUCUCUGAAUUCUCUGAAAUGACGACUUCUUGUUUCUUGUGUGAUUCUGUCACUGGUCUGGCCCUUACUUUUUGAAAUAUACUACAGAUAAAUCAAUCAUUUUUUUAAAUGUUCAUUUCUAACAGUUGUCUGUGAAAAGAUCCCCGUAAAAAUAAAUUCUUGUGAAAUUACACUUUGGUGAAAGUAUACCAGCAUGGAACUUGGCAUAUAUAAAAGAUGUUCAGUAUUGAGUAUUUCAGUAACCCAAGUGUGUUGAUCUGAUUAGAAAAAUCCAAAAACUCAAGUGUGUCAAAUAUCAAGUAAGCAUUUGCUUAUUUUAGCAAUAAAAUGCAUGCUGUGUGUAUAUAAACUGUACAGUUCCUUAUGUGAAUGUACUGUUUUCAGAAAAUAAGCUGCAGGUCUCAGAUUCAUUGACAUAGUCAUACUGUAGACUCACAAUGGAUUUUUUUCAGCACAAUGAAGUAAGAUGUCUAGUUUGUCAACAAAUAGCUGUGUGAUCUUAUCUAAAUGCAAGAAGACAGCCUACAUUGUUGUCUUGAUUUGAUUAUCAGUGUGUGGUGUUUCUGGUACGGGCUGAAAACCCCAUGCAUCCUUUCCUGGAGGACAGGUUGGCCUUCUGACUGUACUGAAUGGUAAAAUUCCGUACAGUGUCUGCUGCAAGUUCACUGUAUUCAGUGUGAUGUUUGUGGCUCGCGUUCUUAUGUUAUGAAUUGCACUAUAAUUACACUGAGACCAACUUCUUUGUUUUCCUGUGGAGAUGCGUGUAAGAGCAUGGCGUGAAGAAGGAAAGUUCUGGAUGAGUGUAAUUAAUUUAGUUCAUUUGGUCUCAACAAAAUCUCCUGAGGGCAUCGAUGAGAUGCCACUUAGUACUUUCCUCUGUCACACUGCCCUCAUUGACUUUCAGCCACUUCCUUUGACUAAGCAGCACGUCUAAUGCUCUCAGUUACACCGUCUGUUACUUUUAUUGACCGCUUGAUUGAUUCAAUGUGAACAGUAAACGCUAAUUUGAAAAACAGUAGUUCCGGCACCAUCUUUAACGUACCGUGUUAUAACACUGCAUCACAUAUCACUUCUUUUAUGUUUUUCUAACACAUUGUUAUAUUUCGUCAUAAGAGGAAUGUGAUGUAGUAGGUACCCAGUGAGAUUUGCUUGUCUGUAAAAACAUUGCAAGUGUAAAUGGUAAUGGGAGGUACUACGUGCUUUCCAUCAGAGGAACAAUCCUUACAAAGGGAAGAUUAGGGAGGUAAGCGAUGGAAUUGUUUGUGUGAAUAGCUAAGAAUCCUGUCGACACUGAACGCAAUGAGAAAAGUCGUUCUGAAAUGCUCAUGUGAGUAUUGAUAAGGGGCUAGAAGGGAAAUGGGAUCUUUUUGGGGUAACGCUGUCCACUUCAGGAGAAACACAGUUGGUGGGAAUGGAACAAACAGCGAACACUUAUUUUAAAAGAGAACCACCUAUUUGGCCCAGCAGGGAAAACCAAAUGGAGUGGGUAGGGAACAUCUUUGCUAAUGUUUCUUAGUGAAUUUUUGGCCAAAGAAAAGAGCAAGCUAUACAAAGUAUAUAUGUGUUUUGUUUCUUAUGUGAAGUUGCUUGUACUCUGUGACUAUUGCCUUCAGUUAAAGUAACUGGGAGAAUGUUAUUCUUGGUAAAUAUCCCAGGUGCCGUAGCAAUUCACAGCUACUAUAUCUGACAUAGAUUAUAUGGUCAUAUAGUUUUUGGCAUGAAAA
Messenger RNA from Brienomyrus brachyistius, 4502 nucleotides. RefSeq names its product gonadotropin-releasing hormone II receptor-like. The record is from RefSeq and is a predicted model, not a curated record. The transcript is spliced from 4 exons. NCBI's taxonomy places the organism in Eukaryota, Metazoa, Chordata, Actinopteri, Osteoglossiformes, Mormyridae. Gene Ontology annotation, cellular component: membrane. Gene Ontology annotation, molecular function: gonadotropin-releasing hormone receptor activity; peptide binding. Gene Ontology annotation, biological process: G protein-coupled receptor signaling pathway. The coding region runs from base 440 to 1573 and encodes 377 amino acids.